CUGUUGGUGGUUGUUUCGGUCGUAUUUGGUAAGGAUGUAGCCGAUGGUGGGGAAAAGCAAUCGAAAUUGGUGCAACGUGAACAGCGGCAAGAGGAAGGUUUGGAUAAGGAAGCGGGAGUUCAAAAGCACGACGACAAACUGCAGGGGAAAUCUCAUGAUCAUAGAUCGUCUUCAUCCGAAACGCCCGCUCAGGAUGCUGGAAGGACAGCGAACAAAGCAGAUGAGAAAAAAGUAGAGAAACUGGUCACUGGUAGUAGAGCACAAGCAAGAUCUCGAGGUGGAUCAACAAGUAUGUUAUUAUACGAAUAUGAAUUCGUAUCUGAAACGGAAAUAAACAGUAACAGUGAUGCUGAUAAGAGUUAUUCGAAAAGGGAAAGCCAAAUUGUGACGAAACUCAAUGCCACAUACGCAUUCGAUCUUACUCAUUAUGAUAAACUUGGAGGUAUCCUCGGUCGAUAUCACUCACAGUCAAGAGUGAAUUAUGUUCUCGUUGUUGUUGUUCAGAUGAUCAAAUGUAAUUCUGGUCCAUGUGACUACGAUAUGCCAGAUUUGUACGUGGACUUCGUUCAAGGCGGCAAUAACAUCAAUAAUAUAUUCACAAAUACAUCCAGUAAGACGAAGUGGAAUAUUUUGUUGUCGGCGGCAAACAUUGUUCAUACACCAGCGAUCAGUGGAGGUGGUGAUCAUCAGACUGUGGUUCGUUGCUUUAAGAUUAUUAUCAUUACACCGUAUGGAUUAUGUAGUUAUCAUUUUUGGAGACCGGAAGACAAAAUUUUCAAGCGACGAGUGAACAAAUGUAGUUUUGAUGGAAUUCGCAAUCAUUCAUUAAUUGCUUCGGCAACUGUUCAUAGCUAUGAGCAUAUGAUUGAAUAUAUACAGAAUGCGAAAAUGAAUGCCGAUAUAGCAUACAUUGAAGCAGAUGAAAAACUCCAUAUCACCUCGGUACCACUCAAGAACGCUCUUGAUAUGAACAUUCACACCAAAACCACAUUAACAAUGGUGAAUCGUACGAAGGUAUAUGUGGAACCUUUAUGUGAUAUGGAAGAAACAGCGAGUGAAUGUGCUGAAAGUCGAUUAAGUCUAACGAAAUUGGGUAAAAGUUGGCAAGUUGUAAAGCAAAACUUAUGGAUGGGACUGUUGAAAAAGAUAAUGGAAAAAUAUCAUAAAAUUAAAGCGCAAAAGAGAUUGGAUGAAGUGUCAGAAAAUUCCGAUGGAUCAUUCAUAUUCAGCGAAUUGGUUGAUGCAGUUUCAUUGGCGACAACGGAGCAACUGUUAGAGACGUUUGAGGAUAAGAGGAAUGAUCCGUUUUUAGGUGUUUUUACGAAUGCAUUGGGAUCUGCGGGAACUAUGCGAACGCAUCGUUUCGCACGUGAUGUAGUUUUAGUGAGGAAACAGCAAUUUGUAAGCAAAUACUUGGAGAGUGUUGCACUUUCAACGAAACUGAAUGAUGAGGUCGUGGACGAUAUCAAGGUAGUUUGUGAUGAAAUUCAAUGGCUAUUCACUGAACUGGCGAAACAAGAGCAGCCCAUCGAACAGAAUGAAACCAAGAAAGUGGCGAAUCAAAAUGAAGAUGUUGACGAAUCGAAAGAAGCACUUGAUCAUAAUCGCAAUUUCAUAAGACAAAUCGCAUUUGCAUAUGCAACUUUAUUGAAUCGUUUUUGUAAGUCAUCGAAGAGUCGUUUAAACGCAUGCAACAACCACAAAGAUAAGAAUGUCAAUGAAUUUAUCGUUGCGAUAACGAAAUGUGAUCGCCGUGAUGUGGAUUGUAAUCGUAGCGCGCUUCAAAUAUUGGUGAAUUUACCAGUUGCGGGCGUUGUACCGUAUGCAAGUCAGUUUAUUUGUUCAAAAGACAACAGUGCUCAGUUGUUUUUGCAGAAGAACGCAUUGAAGUUACUGGCAUUCGUUGAGACGGAAUUCAUUGAAACGCCCGUUAUCAAUAAAUUACUGCGAAUCUUCCGUAACGCGUGCCCACUAGCACAAUCGACCACCGAUCAGACAUUGACAAUUGAUGUGCUGAUGAAUGCAGUGCCUGAGCAUGCUUCAGUUGAUGAUUACUGGAAACAAUUGCGAAAAUUCAAAUUGUUCAGGAAUCAUUAUUUACACAGAAGUUUGAAAGCAAUGUCCAACGUUUACAACGUGAAAAUUGCAGAAAGCAAUAAUCACAUAAUUGAAUCCACAUCAAAAACGGAAUUCAACAAUGAAAUUUUCAAACGAAGUGAUUUCUUGAUAAGUGUACGGCGUCAAAAUGGUCAUCAAAACUCGCCAGUGCUCGCGUUAACGGUUGAUACGGCUGGUUUAGCGAACGUUGUUUCGGAUUCGCAGUCGGAAGAGUCAGAUAUGGAUGCUUAUGAAGCACCUGAAGCAGUGGUACAAUUAAGUCUGUUCGGUUCAAGUUUGCCACCCAUAAAGAUUUUCGAUAGUUAUACGGGUUUAUUAAGCACGGUUUGGAAUGCGGAUGGUAGCAUCAUUAAUGCGCAUGAGACGAACAUAAUUUGGCGUCAGUUCGUAAACGUGAUACCGCUUUUCAAUGGAAUGACGUUAACAAACGAUAUGAUCGGAGGCUUUUCGUUGAAAGUAAGUGGAUCGUCAAAAACCAGCAUUUUGAAUCGUGAUGCGCAGUCGACUAUGAUCAACGAUGUGUCGGCAAGUUUGGAUACAAAGUUGACAUUGGUGAAUGGGAAUGGAGUUGUGGGUAACUUAUGGCAUCGUUUGAGUGCUUCUGGUUCAGUUGUAUUGGAUUUGGAUGUUGAUUUCUAUGCAGAACCAUAUUUGUUCUGUGCGGUUGUUAGUCAGGGACCGCUCCAACUCAAGUAUGCUUCCACUAAAAAAACCAUGUCGUACUACCAACGCAUUGAUAAUGGAAAACCUAAACAAAAUAAGUUUUCGCACACUGUCAUUACACCACCACAUUGUUAUGCUCUCAACAGACGUUCAACAGAAAUGUGCAAUGAAAUGUUCAAGCAUAAGGAGUAG
Messenger RNA from Anisakis simplex (herring worm), 2973 nucleotides. Lineage: Eukaryota; Metazoa; Nematoda; Chromadorea; Rhabditida; Anisakidae. The record is from the annotation of a GenBank genome assembly.